UACUGUUCCUGCUUCUGCCAGAUAGUAGUAAUAGUAGUAUGUUAGUAUGCCAUUUUGAACUUGGCCAGUGUCCAUCCUGACUUGGCUCACUCUGCAGGAACAGUCUUGACUAUGGACCGUUUUUAAAAAGCCAUGUAAAUAAAGGAAGCCUCUCUCUGUUUUUCCCUUCACCAAAUACUCAAAUUCGCUGUCUCUAAUACAUUUCAAAGGUGACUAUAUUUUGCCUGACCAGGAAUAUUUUAAAUGCUGUAGUAGUUGCACUAUAAAUAGGUCAUUUUAUAUCUUUAUAUUUUCAAGAGGUGUAGAAAAGUUUGCUGAAAUAUAGUCCAUUUAUUAUGGGAGGGGGGGGAUUUUUUUAAUUGUAUUUUUUUCUUUGGGGUUGCUCUAUCAACAUAGAGGAAACAUUAAAAAAAAAACUAAACAACAAAACGGGGAACAGCCAGGGGAUACAUUAAAGGAAUAUUCCGGGUUCAAAACAAGUUAAGCUCACUCGACACAUUGUCACUCAUUUGUGACUAUGUUGAUUACCACAAAAGAAUUUGGACUUGUCCCUCCUUUUUACAGAAAUCAUGUUAACACGCAUAUUGUUUAUGUCUUGUGGCUAUACUUUUGAAAUGGUGAGUAUUUUAACGUUUAUGGAUUGGCUCCAUUCACUUCCAUUGUAAGUGCCUCGCUGGAACACAGAAUUUUUUUUUUUUUUUUUUUUUUAAAGGAGUAAAAAUUUGUUUUUAAUCAGCAUUGUCACAAAUGCUGUCAAAUGAACUUGUAUUGAACUCGGAUAUUCCUUUAAAGACCGUAAAAUGGAAAGUUAUAUUGGUAAGCUAGUCAGAUUUCCUCUCACUGUUCAUUGGUUCCUCUGGGUUUUGUUAGGCUUGUUGCUAGGAUACAGCAGACAGGCCCGUCUCUGACCAGUGCUUUAUGUAUCGAUGAUAUAGUGCAGUCAAAAUACGAUAAAAUGUUCGAAAACGGAGAAGAACAAGGACCAAAGAGCACCUUUACCACAUAUAUGGCUGAAGGUGAUCAGCUAUUUCACAAGGGAGAGUAUGUUAAAGCUGUUGAGAGCUUCUCCGCGGCUUUAAGUUUACAGCCGGGUGAGAAGAACUGUCUAGUGGCUAGAUCCAGGUGUUAUGUGAAGCUGGGAGACGCAGAGAGCGCGCUGAAAGAUGCCGAGGCAUCCCUCGAAGAUAACAAGGACUUCUUUAAGGGUCUGUAUCAGAAGGCAGAGGCCCUGUACACUAUGGGUGAUUUUGAGUUUGCAUUGGUCUACUAUCACAGAGGCCAUAAGCUACGUCCAGAGCUUCAGGAGUUCAGACUGGGUAUUCAGAAAGCUCAAGAGGCAAUUGACAACUCUGUUGGGAGUCCUUCAUCUGUGAAGCUGGAGACCAACGGAGACUUGUCUUUCUUCCACAAGUCUGAUGGGAUUCGUCAAAAGCAUUUGAUCCAUUCUCAUAAGAAGGAACCGAGACAACAUGGUCAGAAGAUGCCCAGAAGUGAAAGAACAGCCAAGCAACUUCUGGGAGAGCUAUACAGCGACAGAAAAUACUUGGAGAAACUUCUCCAAGAUGAGGAUCUCAUAAAAAGUAAAAUACGAACUGGAGAGCGUGUGCAAGAUCUGAUCAUAGGCUGUAUCUCAUACCUGGACACACGGACAGAGUUCUGGCGGCAACAGAAGCCCAUGUAUGCACGCCAGCAGGACAGAAAACUAAUGCAGCAUCAGUGGAGUCGGGCUCUCCACAACCCUCCCUCUGAUCCCACCCGCUAUGUCCUCACCAGCCUGGAAGAGAUUGACACAGCUUUGAGUGCAGGUAAUGCAGAGAGCAGCCUGAAAAAGGCCCGUGAGCUCAUGAAGACAGUGCAGGGAUGGACUGAGGAGGUUCUUCCUAAUAAAAGAGAAGUGCUUGGGAACCUGCACAGCUGCAUUGGUAAUGCACUGAUGGAUCUUGGGAAAAUGGACAAGGCUCUAAAUCAUCAUGAGAAGGACCUGGAGCUGGCCAAGCAAGGAAACCUGACAGACAGCAAAUCCAGAGCUCUGGACAAUAUCGGCCGUGUGUACGCACGCAUAGGAAAGUUUCAGCAAGCUAUAGAUGUGUGGGAGGAAAAGGUUCCUCUAGCAUGUGGUGGGUUAGAGAAAGCCUGGUUGUUCCAUGAGAUCGGCCGCUGUUACCUGGAGCUGAAGCAUUACGUUGAAGCAAGAGACUAUGGCUCUCACUCUCUCACGGCUGCUGAUGACAUCAGUGAUGAGAAAUGGCAGCUCAAUGCCAGUGUGUUAGUGGCACAGGCAGAAUUGAAGCUGGGUAACUGCAAGGCCAGUGUUUUACACUUUGAGAGGGCACUUGACCGGGCAAAACUGCUGCAGGACGACUCUGCCAGAGAAGCCAUCCAGAAGGCUCUUCGUGAAGCAAGACAAAAAGUGACUCAGUAACACAAAACCCUACUGAAUAACAUGGCUGCAGUCGACUGAAUAAUUUCCCAAGACAAGUCAGAACUAAUGCAUCCCUUCUAAGCUUCAUGCUCAACCAGUGGAAUAAAGUCUGCGUGUGGAACAAUG
This is a messenger RNA of Myxocyprinus asiaticus (Chinese sucker), 2548 nucleotides long. RefSeq names its product outer dynein arm docking complex subunit 4 (gene odad4). Gene Ontology annotation, molecular function: protein binding. The transcript is spliced from 12 exons. Bases 956 to 2422 code for a protein of 488 amino acids. NCBI's taxonomy places the organism in Eukaryota, Metazoa, Chordata, Actinopteri, Cypriniformes, Catostomidae. The record is from RefSeq and is a predicted model, not a curated record. Gene Ontology annotation, cellular component: cytoplasm.